CAAAAAUUAAGGAAAGACACACGCACAAAAAAAAAAAGAAGAGGAAAAGAGAAAGGGAAAGAGAGAAAGGAGGGAAUCACCAUCAAAGGAGAAAAUGAGAGAAAAUGCACCAGAAUCUUCCAUUUGAGCGAGGAGCAAGAGAAAUUAAUCCCAGGAAGAAGAAAAAAAAAGGAAAAAGGAGCAGGAAGAAAUUAAUCAAGAAAGAGUAACCCAUCGUUGGUGGUGGUGGUGGUGUUAUAUAUACAAAAUUAUCUGUCAUGCAUGCCUGAUGUAUCCCCCUUUAUUAAGAUUAUUAAAUAUACAUUGAUUUGUGAAUUAUAGAGUUAAGAAUCUUUUGGUGUGGGCAUAGCCAAAUCAAGCAAAAGGCUGAUGGGCACCCAGAUUGGCCCACCAGCAUCAAGAAGAAUAGGAUCGCCCCCUCCAACAACAAGUAUCAAGUUGGUGUUGAUUACCUUUGGGACGUUGUUCUUCUCUUUAUCACAUUCGUCAUGGUUAUCGUGGUGGUGGGGAUCAUCAACGACGACAACAUGGUUGCAUGCGUACGCCGCCCCGAUUGACGUCUCCACAACAGAAUCCCUCAUGAGAUUCAAAACCAAAUUGUCAUAUAACGACGCCUUCGACACCUGGAAUCCUUCCAAGUUCCCGUCUCCAUGUUCAGGCAACUAUGCGACUUGGAGAGGGGUGCUUUGCUCCGACGGCAUUGUUUGGGGAUUGCAAUUAGAAAAUAUGGGCCUCACCGGUGAGAUUGAUGUCGAUUCCCUUGUCCCUUUACAUUCCCUUAGGACUAUAAGUUUAACCAACAAUAGUUUUCAAGGACCCAUGCCGGACUGGUCUAAACUCGGUGCCCUCAAAUCACUAUUUUUGUCCAACAACCGUUUCUCGGGUCAGAUACCUGACGAUGCUUUCAAAGGAAUGACUUCUUUGAAGAAAGUUUAUUUAGGCAACAACAAUUUUACGGGCACUAUUCCCAAAUCUUUGUCCACACCUAAGCUUCUGGAGUUGAGGUUGGAAAAUAACCAAUUCACAGGCCUAAUUCCAGAUUUCAGGCCAGGUCUCAAGCUAUUAAAUGUGUCUAACAAUCAACUCGAGGGUCCCAUACCUUCAGAUCUAGCCAAAAUGGAUCCAACUUCAUUUCAAGGGAAUAAAAAUGUGUGCGGACCUCCGUUGGGAACAACAUGUAACAAUUCUCUUCCCCCUCUACCAGACCAAGCAGCUUUACAAUCUCCUCCGGACGCUAGUAAUGCUAACAACGCUCCUGCAGCUGGAAAAACGAUCUCUUCUCCUGCUUCAUCCCACCAACGGGUUUCCAGAGAUGUGAUAAUAGUCAUAUCUGGUUUGAUAGCCUUGGUCAUUGUCAUUGUUGCAAUUGCGAUAUAUCAACGCGGCAGAAAAGAUCAAACCCCAAGGCUAGGGAGAGCACAAAAUUCCUCCACGGAAAAACAUGGAAGCAUCAGUAGUAGUAACCACUUACAAGUAGUAGGAAUGGAAGCUAAUACUAAUAAUACCAAGGCAGCUCCAAUGUCGGCUGCCAACGGUAACAGUAAUACUACUACUAAUACUGUUGUAGCUGCCACUGGUAAUCGUAAGAAAGUGAAGACUAAUGAAACCAACAAGCUGUCGUUUGUACGAGAUGAUAGGCAACAGUUCGACUUGCAAGAUCUUCUAAGAGCAUCUGCCGAGGUGUUAGGGAGCGGCAACUUUGGUUCCUCAUAUAAGGCUGUGCUUAUGGAUGGUCAAGCUGUUGUGGUUAAAAGAUUUAAACAAAUGAACAACGUUGGCAAAGAAGAUUUUCAUGAACACAUGAGAAGGCUUGGCAGACUCGUCCAUCCUAACUUGUUGCCUCUUGUGGCUUAUUACUACCGGAAAGAGGAAAAGCUCUUAGUAUUUGAUUACAUUCAAAAUGGAAGCUUGGCCAGUCAUCUUCACGGUAAGCAUUCAGUGGACCAGCCAGCCCUUGAUUGGCCAACUCGGUUGAAAAUUGUCAAAGGAGUCGCAAAGGGUUUGGCUUAUCUACAUGCCGAGCUUCCAAGUGUAAGUUUACCUCAUGGCCAUUUGAAAUCUUCUAAUGUGGUUUUAGACGAAAACUGCCAACCCCUCUUAAUGGACUAUGCCCUGGUCCCUGUUGUCAACCCUCACCAAGUCCAACAAUUACUUGUAGCCUAUAAAUCCCCAGAAUAUGCACAACAUGGGCGAACCACUAGGAAGACUGAUGUUUGGAAUCUUGGCAUCUUGAUUUUGGAAAUCCUUACCAGUAAGUUCCCAGCAAAUUACAUUGCUCAGGAUACGGGUCCCGUCACUUCAUUUUCUUCUUAUGUUUCUGAACUAGCUGCCUGGAUUGAUCAUCAUGCCACCCCCGUCAAGAUUGAUGCUUCUAAGAGCAACAACCCAAAGGAGGACACUGUUUUUGAUACGGAAAUGAGGAAUACAAAGAGCUCCCAAGCACAAAUGAUAAAACUUUUAAAGAUAGGACUGGCUUGUUGUGUCGAAGAUUUGGAAAAGCGGUGGGAUCUGAUGGAUGCUAUUGCAAAGAUUGAUGAUGUCCAUGAAAGGGACACUAAAGAAAGGGACCACCUGGAACCUGUUGAACUGAUUUAGUUUAUUUACAUGUUAAUUAUAGUAAUACAUUACAAGAUUGAUGAAUUAGUUACCACUCCACAUCUAUUGGUAGUUUUUCUUUAUAUUGAAGUAAUUGUUAUGGGGUCGGUAAACUCGAUAAGAUCACCCUAUAUUACGGUUUUCGAGCGAUUCCAACGAGUCUAUUCUAAUUCCAC
Oldenlandia corymbosa var. corymbosa is the source of this 2771-nucleotide messenger RNA. NCBI's taxonomy places the organism in Eukaryota, Viridiplantae, Streptophyta, Magnoliopsida, Gentianales, Rubiaceae. The record is from the annotation of a GenBank genome assembly.